This is a messenger RNA of Aspergillus heteromorphus CBS 117.55, 2220 nucleotides long. RefSeq names its product pyruvate decarboxylase. Gene Ontology annotation, molecular function: magnesium ion binding; thiamine pyrophosphate binding; carboxy-lyase activity. The coding region runs from base 187 to 1758 and encodes 523 amino acids. Lineage: Eukaryota; Fungi; Ascomycota; Eurotiomycetes; Eurotiales; Aspergillaceae. The record is from RefSeq and is a predicted model, not a curated record. The transcript is spliced from 2 exons.
CUACAUCCAGACAAACCUGAACUCUUUCUUCUGUUAAAUGCGCCCAAAAACAAGGUCAGGUUCUAAAAGAAAUUGAAGAUUUAAUUUACUCGGUGUCCAUCUGUUUCCAAAACCACUUCACUUAUUGUCAAAUAGUUUCUUCGAACCUUGAAAUUCAACGAUCCUAGAGAGGACGGAGCAAGCAAAAUGCCGGAGAUUCCUAGUAUCGAAGCCAUGACCAAUGCUGUGGCAGGAAAGGGGCAUAUGUCUCGACCAGCACCAACGUUUGCGCAAAGUGAAUAUAAUGUUGGGAAAUACCUUGCAUAUCGUCUGGAGGAGAUUGGGAUCAAAGACUAUUUUGUCAUCCCCGGGGAUUUUAACUUGCUGCUCCUGGAUCAGAUACUGAAGAAUGACAACCUCCGCCUGGUGGGCUGCUGCAAUGAGUUAAAUGCUGGCUACACUGCCGAUGGCUAUGCUCGGUCUUCACCACAAAGGGUCGCUGUCGUCGUCGUCACUUUCAUGGUAGGAGGGCUGUCGCUUAUCAAUGCGAUUGCAGGUGCGUAUUCCGACAGAGUAAGGGUUAUCGUGGUCUGUGGAGCACCUCCAUCAGACACAUUCGGGCAAGACAGUUUGAUCCACCAUACCACCGGCCUGAAAGAUCGAGACCAGGCCCUUCGCAUGUUUGAGCAAGUCACCGCCGCCUCUGUCCGGUUGGACCGCACAGCAAACGCCACGGCGAUCUUGGAUGGAGCGCUGAUCGAAUGUCUCGACAAGUCACUGCCGGUUUAUAUCGAGGUUCCAAUCGAUAUUCCACAGAUGCCAUGUGAAUCCCCUAUGCCUCUCAUUGUCCGGGGCCCUCCAAUUCCAUCGCCUAACAGCGUUCGACAUGCUUUCAACGUCUUCGGCAGUCAUUGGAGAGCUGCCAAACGCCCAGUGAUUAUUGUAGGUACGCUGGCGCGACACUCCCUUGCCACGGACAGGCUUGUCUCCCUAGUCGAGAAGCUAGGAUGCCCCGUCUUUUGUCAACCGGAUGCUAAGUCUGUGUUUCCCGAACCACAUCCCCAAUUCCAAGGUACGUUUUGGGGAAGCGCUUCAGAUGAGGCAUGUCUGGAGAAAGUCAUGAGAGCAGACUUGUGGGUGGAAGUUGGAUCCCGUUGGUUUGACUACCACAUGGUCAAGAAACCUAAGCCCCCACAGGUGGCUAUCCAGCCAGAUCACCUUCGGGCCCCAGACGGUGGCUCCAUCAAUUCCAUCACGAUAGAGGAUGUGUGCGAUACCAUUAUCCAUUCCGAUCUCAACAGUCACUAUACGGAGCCCAACGUAUCGACCAGCGACGUGAAAUUAAUCCGAGAUGGGGAGGGUGUGCAUAAACCAAUCAACCAACCCCUAACAAGCGCAAGAAUCUUGGAAGGAAUUCAAUCGAUACUUAAACGGGGGAACACUCUGAUCGUCGAAGCCGGUGACAGUUGGUUCAAUGGGCAGAAAAUAAAGCUCCCGUAUGGAGUGGACUACCAGAAGCAGAUGAUGUACGGUUCAAUUGGAUGGAGUCUACCCGCUAUAUUGGGAUCGCAACUCGCCAGACCGGAUGGGCGGACGAUUCUGAUGAUCGGGGACGGGAGCUUUCAGAUGACGGCUCAAGAACUGAGCACGAUGAUUCGACUAAAGGCAAACCCUGUUAUUUUCAUCUUCAACGGCCUGGGAUAUAAAAUCCAGGUAAGUCGUCCAGUUGACACUAUUGAACCAUCUAACCAUUCGGACUGGUCAGAGUACAUUCCAUGACGGGCCCUACAACUACGUUAGCAACUGGAACUAUGCCCUCCUGGCCCAAUCCAUGUGCAAUGUAACCCACAGCCUCGGCAAUGGGAACGUAUUUCUGACAGACCAGGCGCGGCGAGAACAACACAAUCCUGCCAUGUUUGCCAUGCGCAUCAAAACCCACGAUGAACUACAUCUAGCACUCGAUCGUGUCCUCGGAGAACCGGAAAAGCUCGCUUUUCUCGAGUGCUGCAUUCAUCCGUCGGAUGUCAGCGACAGCAUGGUUCGAUUCUGCCAGGCAGCUGGCUCGAAAUAGAAGUGACACCCCGCAUCAGUACUGAUAACUGGCAAGCUAGAUUCUUCGAGUUUACUACAGGUCAGACCUUUGGAUCCAAGCUUCAAUACCCAGAUCAUAAGGAGUGAUGGAUAGCGCCAGAGUGUAGCAAACUAGACACAUUUUAUGUUUCAGUACACACUAAAUACAGA